UCAGCUUCUGCUCUGGGCUUGUCUCAUGGUACCAAGUGACGUGUCCUUCUUGUGAGAUCCAGUCUCCGGAACCCCCCGAGAAAAUGUCAGGAAUUCAGGCCGUCUGGCCAUCUGGUACAGAAUGUAUUGCCAAGUAUAACUUCCACGGCACCGCCGAUCAGGACCUUCCGUUCAGCAAAGGGGAUGUGCUCACCAUCAUCUCUGUCACCAAGGACCCCAACUGGUACAAAGCGAAAAACAAGGUGGGCCGUGAAGGGAUCAUCCCAGCCAACUACGUGCAGAAGCGGGAAGGGGUGAAAGCUGGGAUCAAGCUCAGCCUGAUGCCCUGGUUCCACGGGAAGAUCACCCGCGAGCAGGCCGAACGGCUGCUGUACCCGCCGGAGACGGGCCUCUUCCUGGUGCGGGAGAGCACCAACUACCCGGGCGACUACACCCUCUGCGUCAGCUGCGACGGGAAGGUGGAGCACUACCGUAUCAUGUACUCCUCUAGCAAGCUCAGCAUCGACGAGGAGGCGUACUUCGAGAACCUCAUGCAGCUGGUCGAGCACUACACCUCAGAUGCGGAUGGACUGUGCACGCGCCUCAUCAAGCCCAAAGUCAUGGAGGGCACCGUGGCUGCCCAAGAUGAGUUCUCGCGCAGUGGAUGGUCCCUCAACAUGAAGGACUUGAAAUUGCUGCAGACCAUUGGCAAAGGCGAAUUUGGGGAUGUGAUGCUCGGCGAUUAUCAUGGGAACAAGGUGGCCGUGAAAUGCAUUAAGCACGAUGCGACGGCUCAGGCCUUCCUAGCAGAAGCUUCAGUGAUGACGCAGCUACGACAUAGCAAUCUAGUGCAGAUGUUGGGGGUGAUUGUGGAAGAGAAGGGCGGAUUAUAUAUCGUCACAGAAUACAUGGCAAAGGGAAGCUUAGUCGAUUACCUACGCUCCCGAGGGAGGUCUGUGCUGGGAGGAGACUGCUUGCUAAAGUUCUCCUUGGACGUCUGCGAAGCCAUGGCAUAUCUGGAAGCCAACAAUUUCGUCCACCGGGACUUGGCGGCGAGGAACGUGCUGGUCUCGGAGGACAACAUUGCCAAGGUCAGCGAUUUUGGGCUGACGAAAGAAGCCUCGUCCACCCAGGACACGGGCAAGCUGCCGGUGAAAUGGACAGCCCCGGAAGCACUUAGAGAAAAGAAAUUUUCCACGAAGUCUGACGUGUGGAGCUUUGGAAUACUUCUCUGGGAAAUCUACUCCUUCGGGCGAGUGCCUUAUCCGAGAAUUCCUCUGAAGGAUGUCGUUCCUCGCGUGGAGAAGGGAUACAAGAUGGACUCCCCCGACGGCUGCCCCCAGAUUGUCUACGAGGUGAUGAAGAAGUGCUGGCACUUGGACCCCGCCCACCGGCCUUCCUUCCACCAACUACGGGAACAGCUAGAGCAUAUCAAAGCCGCCGAGCUUUACCAGUGAGGUCGAGGCUGGGGGGCGGGGCUUCCUCCGAACACGCCUCCUCCAUCACUUCCUGCGAUCCACCU
Messenger RNA from Euleptes europaea (tarantolino), 1501 nucleotides. RefSeq names its product C-terminal Src kinase (gene CSK). Gene Ontology annotation, biological process: adherens junction organization; protein phosphorylation; regulation of Fc receptor mediated stimulatory signaling pathway. Gene Ontology annotation, molecular function: ATP binding; protein binding; protein tyrosine kinase activity. The record is from RefSeq and is a predicted model, not a curated record. NCBI's taxonomy places the organism in Eukaryota, Metazoa, Chordata, Lepidosauria, Squamata, Sphaerodactylidae. The transcript has 13 exons. The coding region runs from base 84 to 1436 and encodes 450 amino acids.